Messenger RNA from Trichogramma pretiosum, 3765 nucleotides. Its product is annotated as probable serine/threonine-protein kinase ifkB. Bases 589 to 2055 code for a protein of 488 amino acids. NCBI's taxonomy places the organism in Eukaryota, Metazoa, Arthropoda, Insecta, Hymenoptera, Trichogrammatidae. The transcript is spliced from 6 exons. The record is from RefSeq and is a predicted model, not a curated record.
ACGAAGAGAGAGAGAGAGAGAAGAAACGGCGAGUACUUGUGAGGCCGGCCGCAGUUGCCGCAUCGCGCACUUCGCAGUCUCGUUCCGUCCACAUUCAAGGACACAGUACCACACAUAGUCGCGCGCUUUUAUAAUACGCGUAUUAUAUAGAGAAGACACAUCUCGCUGAACUUGCCUACACGUAUAUGUACCACAAGUGAACUCUCUCUUUUGGCGAGAGAAAAAAGACCCUUCGCAGUCGCGCGCACGCAGAGUGUGAGUACAUAUCGUACACGUGGAUCCUGUGUAGCGCAGUAUUUAGGCAGUGAACAUCAAGAAUUUAGGGAGUGCCUGUCGAGUGUCGAUCGUCGCUCGCUUAUAUUUCUAUAUAAAUCGCGCGCGAGACAGCCACAAGUGUGACGUUUUUUCUGUUCAACCACUGCCCAGCGGGAGAAGAUAGAAAGUGGAACGGCACGGAUUUUACGGAAGCAUCGUAAAUAUCUGCGCUACUGGCGUUUGUCUCGCUUUUUGUGCACACAUAGGCUGCAAGAGCGUCUCUUUCCCACAGAGAGUAAUUAUCCAAGCCUUUGCAAUCAAUCCUGCAUAAUCAUGGGUAAAACUACAGCUAAGAAUGGUUCGGGCACUGGGGGCAAUGAGAGGCUAAAAUCUGUUCGCAGAAACAAAUCAACCAGCAUACCCUCACAUCUCUCUCCAGAAGCAGAGUCUGUUACCUCAAGCAGAUUAAAAGCUAGUGGAAGUGCCACUAAACAGCCAUCAUCCACCAAAACAAGCAGUACUAAGACUAAAUCUCAAGCAACACCUAAUGUUGGGUUGAGCCAAUCCCCAAGUCGUGCAAACAAAACAAAUUCAAACAAAGGAUCAAAAACAAUCAGCACCAUUAAAGUUAAGAAUUUAGAACUCAAAAUGAAGCCAGAAACUGAUAACUUGGAAAGAAAUAACAAGUUUGAUAAAGACUCAAUUGAAAAAAUUGAAAUGAAAUACCCAGAAAUUGAUAUAAGCAGUACUUAUGAAACUAUUCAAUCAGAAAAUGGGAGUACAAAUAGCUUAAAUGGUAGUAACGGUGCAUUAGAAGAAAUGAUCACUAAUAAUGAGAAAGGAAAUGGAAAUGGCACUCAAAAUGGAAAUGAAGAUUCAAUAAAUCAAUCAAUGAAUGCUGACAGCUUCCACAUGGCUGAAGAAGAUUUUGCUUUACAGCUAGAAGUUGAUGACGCUUGUGGUAAAGAAGACAGACCAAAUAAGCCCACAGAAUCAGCUGAAACUACUGAGUCAGUGGAAAAAGCAGAACCACAAAAAACUCAGAUUGAAACAAGUAGUGAAUCCCCUGUUAAAGUUGAUUCUACAACAUCUGAACAAACCAAAUCAGAAGAAAUUUCAAAAAAUGACGAGAAUCAAGAGGUUCCUAAAAUAGAAUUGAAAGAUAUGCAAGUUAAUUUGAAAGAUUGCCUGAAAGAUCCAGAGCUAAGGGAAUGUAUAAACAAUGUAAAAAAACGCGAAACCAGUCCAAAGGAGAACUUGAGUCCAAGUGAAGAAAAGAAGGAAGAAGACAAGAAAGAUGAAGAAAAGAAAAGUGAGGAACCAAAGGCUCCUGAAUACAAACACAAGGAUGAAACAUUCAGUCAAACUCUUCGGACAAUAUCUGGAAGGAGGUCUCUAUCUCGCAUGCGAAACAUGCGUGACUCGCCAGUAAACAGCUCACUAUUUGUGAAUACCUCAAAUAUCUCCUUGGCUGAAGAUGCUACCACACUUGACAAUAAAACGCCUCGCGAGCGUAGAGCGUACUCCAGAGAAGCUGCAUCGUUGCUUAAUGGAACACCGAUUGACCGAAAACGCAAGAUGGUGCAUGAAUUACCAAGCUCCAAAAAGCCAAAAAUUGAGAACGCUGAUUCUAACGGCAGUUUUUUGAAUAAGUCUUUCGAGCUUCUCAAAUAUCCAUUUAGUCCGAGAAAGCCAGCGCAAGUUUCUUCACCCUUCAAUUGUAAAAUCGAAAAACAAAGUAUUGAAUCAGCUCCAGUUGAAGCUGUAGACCCAGCUAAAAAGUGGUGCGUCCUUAUGUAAAUUAUCAUUUAAGGACAUUUUGUUGUUUACAAACACAAUAAGUUUGCAGGAUAGGUCGAUUUUUAAUUCAGUUCAAUUUUGUACUUUUAAUCGGAUAAUUACAAUGUGCCUUCUUCGAAAGCUGUAAGUUGAUUUGAAAGCCUAUAGACUCUAAAUUUUUCAGUUAAAAAACAUAAAGUUUGUACAUAUUAAAAUACAUAUAGUAUCUUUUAUUUUAUGGAAAUUUUACCUUAAAAUUUUUCGAUAUCCGCUUAGAUAAAACUAUCAAAGUUGGUUCAUGAAACGGAAAAAUUAUUUUGUAGAAAAUAAUUUGACGUAACUUAAUCACUAAAAUUAAUAUUAAUUUCUCAUUUUCACAUUCAAACCCCUGAACUUAUUGAGCCAUACAGCUUAAUAUAUAUAUAUAUUAUAACCAUUGAGCUUAUACAAAUCUACAUUUACCACGUUUUUACCUUGUAAUUUAAAAAAAAUUAUUCUUAUACCGAAGAAUAUAUGAAUAUGAUAACGAUUUGAUUUAAAUAUAUUACUUAUCCUGCAAUCUCCAAAUACACACUAUACAUUUUUUAAAUGCAAUGCAAUUUCGAUGAAAGAUUGUUUAUCAGGCGAUAUAAAUUAAUUUGACUGCAAAAAUAUUUAUAUAUGUAAAUAUAUAAAUAUAUGUGUAUCAUAAAAUUGAAUAUUUGUGUGUUACGGAAGAAAUAUAUUUCUGUAUCUACUGAAUGAACGAUAAUGAUUGUGAUUUUACAAUUAUAUUUAUAUAAUUGAAAUUGACUUCUAAUUUCAUUGCAAUUAUUUGUAUCUUAGUAUUGAGUAAGAAGUAAUAGCCCCAUGAACGGCCCAGAUUUAAUGUAUCUUUCAAUGUUUAAUCCCUUAAUGGCGAUAAAUUUUCAUUUGAAAAUAUGAUUUUUUUCAUGAUCGCACAAUUGUGUCAAGUAUGCCUUACCUACAUUUGAGAUUAGGUACUUUAAUUUUGUAAAAUACGUAUUUAACUUUAAGCUGUUUCUAACGUUUCUGCUUUAUGCAUCUUUUUGAUAUCUUUGAUGUUAAUUUAUUGAGUAAUAUGUAACAGAAACUUUGUUCAUCGACAUUAUAUACAAAUAUACGCAACAAUGAGAUGAUGUUCAAUCAGACAUGAAAAAAAUUUACGUAUCAAUUGUGUAUAGUUACAGGUUAAAUAAUUGAUCGACAUUUUAUUAGUAAAGUAAGGAUUUUAUUUAUUUCCUUUCAUUGUAAGUGGUCAUUAUUCAUGCGCAGCUUUGUUUAAACGCAUUUUUAGUUUCAUCAUUUGCGAUCAUCAUAAUGAUUAUAUAUUUUCCUAAACAUUCUAUAAAUUGUAUGUGAAGUACAAGGCGAAUACUUUACUUUUGUUGUAGAGUUGAAAUAUUUCUGUAACAAUUUGCCCUUGUUUUAUUAAAAUUUAAAAAAUUUCGAGUUAAUGUACAAUUUUACGUCUUACACAUCGAGAGUAUUAUAAAUCAAACUAGUUUUCUUAUUGAAAAUGAAGUAAAAUUGUUUACAACGGCUAAGAACAUGACAAAAAAGUAUCAUUCAAAAGUAUUUGAUUACCAUUACAUUAGUUUAACUAUUUUACAUUGUUUAUUAUUAUUAUAUAUUACACAACUUGCCUAUCUUUACGAACAAUCACUAACAGUGUUGGAUGAAAUAUUUAAUUAUAUACCGUUAUUAAAUAAAGUACUUUUUUAUUUCUAA